UCCCCGCGGGUAGUUGUACAAGACAGACGUAUAAAUAAGUUGCCUACUUUAUAAAUACAUUUUAAUUGUUUUUAUUAUUUAUUUUAAUCUAAAUUUAUGUACCAACUUUAAUUACUGCUGUUAUCUGCCAGUGGUUACGUUAUCUCCUCUCUAGUUUUCCUUAAUAAAGAAAUGGAGUCAAUUCAAGAAUCUCUAGAACAAAUGAAGGAACAUUUCUCAAGUAAGAUGGCGGCAUUUCAGGAGGAUCUUCACAAGGCUAGUACUGCACCGAUUACCCUUGCUUCAUUAGCAACGGACUUCAGCGAUUUCAAGUCCUCCAUCUUAGCUACAUUGAAGAUUCUACAACAACAGGUUGAGGUUAUCGCCAAGCAGCAAGACCAGCUUGAAAUGCGCAACCGUCGCAAAAUCCUUCUUGUGCAUGGUGUUCAGGACAGCGGCAAAGACACAUCUUCAGAGGUGAUAAAAAUUAUUACUGAGCGACUCAAUCUACCCAUCACUGAAGAUUCCAUCAGUCGCAGCCACAGGAUGGGACGUAAGUCUGGUGAGAAGCCUAGGCCAAUUUUGGUGAAGUUUCGCAAUCUUGAAAUUAAGGACAAAGUUUGGUUCUCAAAAACUGGGCUCAAGAAUAGUGGCAUCACUUUCUCUGAAUUUCUUACCAAGGGCAGACACGUCGCUUUUAUGGCGGCUCGGAAGCAUUUUGGUAUAUCCAAGUGCUGGACUCGUGAUGGAUCGGUGAUUGUCGAUGGACCAGACGGUAAGAGACGACGUUUAAAUUCAAUUACUGAGUUGAAUCGUCUAAUCGAUUCAUUGCCGGGUACAGGUACUGGUGAGGUCAAAUUGCCAGCAAGUGUUUCGGCCGCUUCGAAGACAAUGGAUAGGCGGGAUCAGGCUGGAUUGAGUCGCACUAAGCGAGUUACCAAAAGAAUUUAG
Messenger RNA from Galleria mellonella (greater wax moth), 930 nucleotides. RefSeq lists its product as uncharacterized. The transcript has a single exon. Lineage: Eukaryota; Metazoa; Arthropoda; Insecta; Lepidoptera; Pyralidae. The record is from RefSeq and is a predicted model, not a curated record. Bases 172 to 930 code for a protein of 252 amino acids.